AUGUAAGGCAUGAAUUGGGUCAGUAAGGAACUCAAAAAGUCCUUCAUAACGUUCAAGCUAGACGAGAUCAACCAAAACAUUCUAAAGUCUAUAGAGAUAGCUUAGAUCAUUUACUUAGUAGCGAUGGUUGAUGCCUAUUUCAACAAUAAGUCCUGGGCGUUGAUUGUCCUCAUAGUCAGCUUGAUUUUGUUUUAGUUUAUCAAGAAAAAUUUAGAAAUCAUAAAAGAAAAAUCCAACAAAAUCAAGGCUGAAAGAGCACUCAGUUUGCCUGACAUUUAAUCAGAAAAUUAGUACAAUACAUAUGAUUCAUUAUCUGUAAAUAACGUAAUAUAAAAUUUGGAUCUUAAGAUUAAUUAGAGGGCUUUGUCAGUGGACUUCAACAUGCAAUUUAUGAAUAGAUUUGAUGAAAAGAGACAGCAAAUGGUCAUCACUGACAAAAGAGGGAUAGAAGCAAAAUCAUCUUUAAACACAGAUCUUCAUCAUAUCAAAACUUCCAAUAACUACAACGAGUUGAUUAGUGAUGCAUCCAUUAAGUUAAGCAAUAACUUCAAUUAGCAAGAAUCUGAAAGUAACAAUAGAGAAUCAAUGACUGACCUAGAUUCAAUGCUUCUCGGAAGUAAAUCUCCUGAGAUAGCUAAGACUUCUAAUCAACUGCGGUUCAGAAAUAAGAAAGGUCCUGGCAAUUUAUAAAAUUCUUCAGGAGCUCUAGCUCAUUAAGCAAGCUCAGAAAUAUCAGAUUAAUCUUCAAUGUUCUCUUUUGGAAGAAAAAUUAAGAGCAAAAUAUAUCACAGGAGAUUUGAGAGAUACAUAUAAGCACCAGUCAAAUUAGCAGCAGGCCUUUUCAAGACUAAAGACAGAGCUUAAAGAAAUAUCUACUCACAAGAUGUAUUAGGAAUUCUGUUUUUCAUUAUAUUCUAAUCUAUUUACAUCAUCUCGAGAGAAUAUGUAGUUAGAGGUUCACUUAUUAUGGUUAUAAUGAUGUACCAGUAAAAUGAGUCAUUUAUCGAAAAUAUCUGUUUAUUCGGCUAUACUCUUGGAACUCUUUAUUUGAGUAUCUUAAGGUUGAAGUAUUUAGAGGACACUGAUUAUACAUAGUUUGAAAACACCCAUAUGCUUUAAUCUAGCAAAAAUUUGAUUGAGUAAAUUUUCAACACAGUACCUGAUGGUAUCGGUGUCAUUGACUUUACUGGCACUUCUUUUUCAAACAAGAUUUUCACUGACUUGAUUGGGGAUCCCUCAAACCCAGAUUCAUUCUUUAAAAAUUUGAAAUAAUUUAUUCGAGAAGGAUAGAAUAACCAAGGAACAGCAUUUACACUAUUUGAAGAUCUCAAAAUUUACCAUAAGAACAUUUUGUCUUAAAAUAGGCAGAACUCAUUAGCCUCAGAGUCACGAGAAUACUUUACAGUUUAGCAAACAUAGAAAAAUAAAAAUUCUAAGAUAGAGCCUAGAAAGUACUAUAUGAUAUUCAUGAGCAAAAUUAUCUUUGAGGGAAAAGUAUGUUUACUUUUAACAAUGAGAGAUGUUACUAAUCAAAAAGUGAUACAAGAAAAAAAGCUAGUUGACGAGGUAAAAAACAGAAUAUUCAAAUCAUUCACUCACGAGCUAAAGAACCCAUUGAAUUAAUUUGAUUUGGACAGUUUUAUCACAAGAAUUGAGAAAACUAUGAUUAAUCAGCUUAAGUCGUAAAAUGUCGUUUUCAGAGUGAGCAGAGACCCUGAUUUGCCCAAGAUUAUAUACAGUGAUCCUGAGAAACUAGAAUAGAUAUUACUGAAUCUUUUGUUAAACGCUUAAAAGUUUACUUAAAAAGGCUGGAUAAAGUUCAAGAUUAUGAAAUACUAAACGAAAAAAAUUGAAAUCGGAAAUGACAAGGAUGAUUUUCAUAUAAGAUUUAUGGUUCUUGACACUGGAAAUGGAAUCGAGAAGGAGAGAGUUCAAACUAUAUUUAAUUUGUUCGAACAAAAUUAAACUGGAAUCGGAAAAGAAUCUCUAUAAAACAAGAAAUCUGCUGGACUGGGCCUAACAAUUUCAUAAAACCUUUGCAUUGCCCUUGGAGGUUAAAUUAGAUGCAAGUCAGAAUUGGCUCAGGGUUCAGUAUUCUAUUUCGAUAUUAAGUACACUCUUGAGAAAGAUCUUCAGAAAAGCAAAAGUCUAAAUCCUAAUGAUCUCAACUCUGCUCAAAUGAACAGGGUUAUAUCACCAAAUGGCUAUAGCAUUUAAGAUGAGGACAAAAUUGAAGAGAAUGAAGCAGUGUACAUGUACAAGACUUAAAUUGGUAAAUUUAAUACAACUUUUGAUUAAAAUGAUAUACCGAUUGAUGAAGUCGACUAGGAUGAGUUUAACUAUGCGAAAAAUUUUUCAGGCCUCCAAAAUAAAUUUACAAAUUUAGGACCAAAUCAAAAUUAGUUAAAUUUAGGAAUACAUACAAUCCCCGAACAUCUAAGUGAACAAUCGUAAUCAAUGAGCUUCAAAUUGACUAACAAUGAUAAUAGAAGGAAUUCUGAUUAGUACAACAGUAUAAUGAAUCAUAUUAUGCACCCAGAAGGCUCUGUUUCAAAUCAAAAUCCUGCAAUGUAAAUGAGUAGUAAAACUGCAUGCUUUGAGGAGGAAAAAUAGUCUAGAGCUUAGAAAAACUAUGAAAAUGCUAAUCUAAAAAUUAAAAAGAUCAUUCAAAAUGACAAAAAUUACUCAUUCACAGGAUUGAAAGACUUAGUUUCAAAUCCAGAUUUAUUUGAGCUGUAAUUUAGGGAAGAAGAAAAUAUAGUGUAAAUUAAAUGGUCGAAAAAUUAGAAGAUCGGUUAAAAUAUGUCUGAUCAGGAAAAUAAAUUCUUUUAAGCAAAUGAUUCUGAGGCUUAGCAAAUUGAUAGAAAUCGAUAGUAAUUGGCGAUGAAAAACAUGCAUACAUAGUUUUAUGCUCACUAAUAGUCAACAUUGGAUUAGCCAAUAAAAAAAACUAUAACUGCAAAAAAAUCAGAAUAAAUGAAUGAACAAAUCUUAAGGGAAGCUCAACUUCAUUUGGGUUAGGCAAAUGGCAAGAAAUUGAAUUUAAAGAAUGUUAUUGAUGGAAGCAAUGAGGAUAUUAUUUAAGAAUCAAAAGAAAGCUUUCAGUUUGGUGAUUAAGAUUAAAGCAACCUUAACACUGGUAGAACUUUAGACAGCUUGGAUGAACACAUAAAAAUUGAUAUAAUAGGUGAUUAUGCAAAGUUGCUUGGUCGGGAGAGGCAUUAACAAAUGAAUAAUAACAGCUCUUAUUAUGUUUAGAAGCGGAAACUCAUUUAAACUCAGCAUAGCUAAUAAUGUGAGCCUAAGGAGUCUCAUCCCAUAAAGAAUCCAUUUAACUACUUUGAGAAUAUUGAGGAAAACAUGUUUAUGGAGGAAGAAAAGUCAAUUAGAAGAAGUAGCUCUAUGAACAAAUUAAGAUAGGAAAAUAUUAAUAAAGAAAAAUACGACAUGAGGAAAAUGAAGGUGAAAGAGCCAAAUGCUUUUAAAUUAAUCAAUUCUUAAAAUCCAUCAUUUAUACCUAGUGGUAAAGAAAGCAGUUAGAAUUCUGCAAGAUAAUUGAUGAUAGAUGAUUGCCGAGAAAGUUCUAUCAUCAGAAAGAAAAACCAUUCUUUAUCAGACUCCAAAAUUUAGAAAAUAGAAAUCUAAAAGACCAUUGAGGAAUCGAAGGAUGAUGGAGGUAAGAUCAAAGAUUAGGCUAGAGAAUUCAACUCAAUGGGCACAAAUAUCAAUCAUUUUAUCCCGAAACCAUAUUUGGAAAAAGAUGACUAAGCAUCUGAUAUAAAUAACAUAAAUGAUUUCUUAGGAGAUGGUAGCAUUUACAAUCAUCCAUUAGCCCAUGAAAGUAACGCACAAAAUUUAGCAGCUUAAGAAGCUCCUUAAAACCAAGAUUACCCUUAUAGGCAAUAAUAGAAUUAAAUUCAGGUCUAGCAAGGUCCAUCGAUUUAGAAAAUAAAGAACAAUUGCUGUGCAGAGAUUAUGAUAGUUGAUGACAUUGACUAUAAUAGAUAUAUCCUAGUUUAAGUCAUAUAAACGUUAUUUGGACUCGACUGUAUAUAGGCUUGUAAUGGUUAAGACUGCAUCGAUUAAGUAGAAGAAUUAGACUCAAAGACUUGCUUAGCUUUAACAGCAUACAAUGAUGAAAAACAAAAAUGUCUUGGUGUAGGAAUGAAAAGAUUUUUGACAAAACCUGCAAAAUCAGAUGAGUUAAGAGGUAUUUUAAUGGAGAUCGCAACUGGAAAGCUUUGA
This is a messenger RNA of Stylonychia lemnae, 4245 nucleotides long. NCBI's taxonomy places the organism in Eukaryota, Ciliophora, Spirotrichea, Sporadotrichida, Oxytrichidae. The record is from the annotation of a GenBank genome assembly.